CUCAGAUCUAGACUGUGACACAGCUUCUUCUUCUUCUUCUCGGUCCUUUGGGUGGACGACACUGGCACAAUACAUAGAUUGGUUUCAAAAUUUUUAUAAUAACAUCACCAGGCUAUCUGACAAACAAGCUAGCCGUUCCCCUCCGGUCAACUUACUAACCGGUAACAGCAGCCGGGCCAGCUGAUCGUACCCAGAGCCUGUUAGCCAGUUAGCCCGCUGUCUCUCUCCAGUCAACUGCCCUUUGUCUUUUCAGGCAAAUCAGCUAGCAAGGCGCUGCUUCUUCUGUCGGUCAGCUAACGCCGAAUCCCGCUGCUUUCUUUUAUUUUUCCACCUGACAAGAAUCAAGCAAACCAAGAUAGGCGGCUUGGGAACAAAGAUGUCGAACCGAGUGGUGUGCAGAGAAGCAAGUCACGCCGGGAGCUGGUACUCUGCUUCAGGAUCCCAGCUGAAUGCACAGCUAGAAGGCUGGCUGUCUCAAGCACAGUCAACCAUCAGACCUGCGAGAGCCAUCAUAGCGCCCCAUGCUGGGUAUACCUACUGUGGUGCUUGUGCAGCACAUGCCUACAAGCAGGUUGAUCCCUCAGUUACUCGUAGGGUGUUCAUCCUGGGACCUUCACACCAUGUGCCCCUCUCCCGCUGUGCCCUGUCACCUGCAGACAUCUAUAGAACACCCCUCUAUGACCUGAGGAUCGACCAGAAGGUUUAUGCUGACCUCUGGAAAACCGGGUUGUUUGAGAGGAUGAGUCUGCAGACAGAUGAAGAUGAGCACAGUAUUGAAAUGCACUUGCCUUAUACUGCUAAAGCCAUGGAGAGCCACAAAGACGAGUUUAGCAUCGUUCCUGUGCUCGUUGGAGCCCUGAGCGAGUCGAAGGAACAGGAAUAUGGGAAGCUGCUCAGCAAGUACCUGGCAGACCCUUCAAACCUUUUCAUCGUCUCAUCUGACUUCUGCCACUGGGGUCAACGGUUUCGCUACACGUACUACGAUGAAGCUCAAGGAGAGAUCUACAGGUCUAUUGAGCAUCUUGAUAAAAUGGGGAUGGGCAUUAUAGAGCAGCUGGACCCCAUGUCUUUUACCAACUACUUGAAGAAGUACCGCAACACCAUCUGUGGGCGCCACCCGAUUGGAGUACUGCUACAUGCUGUGGCCGAGCUGAGGAAGUCUGGUCUAGAAAUGAACUUCUCUUUUCUGAAUUACGCGCAGUCGAGUCAGUGCAGGAACUGGCAGGACAGCUCCGUGAGCUACGCUGCUGGGGCGCUCGUCGUUCAUUGAGGUCAGCUUCUGCAGGGGCCCACCGCAGCGCCGCCACCCUGCCCUUACUAUCUAUCGCCAUAACCUGUCCCAAACGCCCUCCUCCUCCUCCUCACCCCGCCCCGCCCCAAAGCUAUGCCCACUAUUUGCAGGACGGACCUAGACACUCGAAGCCAAUACAGUCCUCUUCUCCUGGUCCCCCUCGUCUCCCCUCGGCCUUUCUUUACCCUUCUGUCAGUUUGAAGUUAGUCUCAGAGCUUUUGGUUGAAUCUUUUGCCUGAAGUACAGUUUUGAGAAUUUGUAGGAGUGAAUGGCUAGAGGAGUUAAGAAGAGGGUGUAUUAGUCUGACUUGGAGGAAGUGUUGGGAAAGUUUUAUUUGACUUUUGAAAGGACUUUAGCUGUUCUUUUAGUCCCUGUUUGUUUUCCUGACGGGAAAAAAAACAAAACAAAAAAAGUUUUAUUGAUGCAACUUUUACAUUUGGGUUUGACCUGUUUUCUUGUAAAUUGCCUCAGAAAAAAAAAAUGAAAAUAAAAGUGAAGAUAUGAAAUAGAUAAUACUCAAAUAAUACCAGAUGAAACUAUGUGGGUGUUUUUGAUUGACUGCUUCAAGUUCCAGUUUGAAAGAGAAUCUUAGGUCAACAGUAUCAUAGCUCAACAAGGUUGUAGAUUCUAACAAAGGGCUGCACCCAACCAAGUCCACUAACCCCCUAUUGUACAAACCAAAAACAUUUAUUAUCAUAUUAGUUGACGAAAUAUAUUUUAUCCUGUUUUAUUAUUAUUUUUCUCAGUAGUCUUAUUAGAUGUGAUAGUAUUUACUCAAUUAGUGUGUAGAUUUGAACAAAAGCAGCGUUGUCACCUCAGCUCUGAAGCCAUCGACAUGGUUUGCCCGGUUAAAUUAGCGUGCAGAGCUCGGCUCCUGGCUUCCAGUCACAUGCUUGUAGCAUUCGAGACACAUUAAGCUGGGACUGAACUGCAGCAGGGGGUUAAUGUACGAGGCUCCAACACUGACACCUCUCGUCCUUGUUUACACUGCCAUCUUGAAGCCCUUCAGUUACUGAGUUGUCAGUUUAAGAGACACCAAUUACAGUUUCUGUCUCUCUUUUUUUUUAUUUGGUUCAGUUGUAGAAAUGGUUGGUUUUGCGUUCAGUUCUGUAAACGCAGAAACUGCUGGUUUUAGUUGAAGCUGGAACUCGAGGGCGAGCGGCACCGUUUGUGUUUUUACAGCUCUCUUUGGUAAUGUUUUGAUUGAGGAAUGCCAAAAGAUGUUUGGGAAAAAUGUAAGUUUUCAUAUUUAUGUUUACUUACUUUUAUUGAGAAUCCACAAUAAGAUAUAUCUUGAAGCAGCUGGAGCAUCAGUGAAACAAGAUAGAACAAGUCAUUGAUGGCUAAAUUAUUGAGAUCAGCACAAAGGCGUGAAACAGAUGUUGCUCCCUGCUGUUGAUUAAAAACAUGACAUUUUCAUGAAAUCUCAACACAAGGCCCACAGGAAAAA
Messenger RNA from Salarias fasciatus (jewelled blenny), 2741 nucleotides. RefSeq names its product mediator of cell motility 1 (gene memo1). The coding region runs from base 377 to 1270 and encodes 297 amino acids. Lineage: Eukaryota; Metazoa; Chordata; Actinopteri; Blenniiformes; Blenniidae. The transcript has 9 exons. The record is from RefSeq and is a predicted model, not a curated record.